Molecule: messenger RNA, 2145 nt
Organism: Pelagomonas calceolata
Lineage: Eukaryota; Pelagophyceae; Pelagomonadales; Pelagomonadaceae
Source: the annotation of a GenBank genome assembly
UGCUCCGAAUUCUUUGUUGGUUGCAGCGAUGGGUCGGUAGAGAUGCUACGGAUGUCCUUCUGAGCACGAUAAUGCUCCUCGUGGUGCUAUAAUAAGGCUCAGAGCCAAGUUUGUGGUGUUGCAGUAAACCCGUGCGCACCGGAAAGCGCGGUUCUGGACCGACGGAGGAGCGGUCGAUACGCCUCGGGCAGCAAGCGUAGGCAACAGAGGGGUGCCUAGAGCUGGCGGAACUUGCGAGGGCAAACACAGAGCUCAGCUUUCGUAUUGAGUCUGAGCCAAACUCUGCGGCGCGGAGACGACGGCAGGGUUUGCGUACCGCAUCGCAUCCAAACGGCUGAGAGCCGCAACGUAUCGAAACCUACGCCGCCGCCGCACAGUUUGAACGCGGCCAGCGAGGCAGAGCAGCCUUGACCUGACCCUUGCUCUUACGUGCGCGCGGGCCGUAGGGCGACCACGCGUCGUUAGCGCUACCUGCUGGUCUACUGCUACCUCCCUGCCUGCUGCCUGCGCGCCCAAGGCCCGCAGGACCCAGGAAUAAAAGGAGGGGCGACGACCAGAACACGCGAAAAUGAGCGCACCCGCCGUGGCGCCCCAAGUCACCUCGGACUUCGGUUUGCUGUCCGAUGACGAUGAAAAAACGAUAGAGACCUCCCUGCCACCUUCUCCGAGAAGCCCCGCGACACCACAACGCGGACUCACAAGAGAACUGAAGCGAUAUAAUGUGAUGGGCAUCCGCUUCGACGUCGAUGUCCGAUACGACGUCCUCGACGUCGUGGGCCAGGGCGCCUACGGCGUCGUCUGCGCCGCGCACGACGCUGUGGCUGGGGAAGCGGUCGCAAUCAAAAAAAUUGCCAAUGCAUUUGAACAUGCUACCUACACGAAACGGACGUUGCGCGAGAUCCGGUUGUUGCGAUUGUUAAGGCACGACAAUAUCGUGCGGCUGAAGACGUUGUUACCUCCGGUCAAGUCGGAUGGAUUUCGGGACCUGUAUAUCAUUUCUGACUUACUGGAGACGGAUUUAUCCUCCGUGAUCAAGAGCCCGCAACCUCUGUUCGACGAGCACGUCCAGUUCUUCAUCUACCAAGUGUUAAGAGGUGUGAAGUUCCUCCACACGUGUAGCCCACCGGUUACUCACCGUGACCUCAAGCCGCGCAAUUUACUGGUGAACUCGAACUGCGACCUGAAGAUCUGCGACUUCGGGCUGGCGCGCGUCGACGUGCAAUCGUCGUCGUCGUCGGCGAUGACCGAUUAUGUCGCUACUAGAUGGUACCGCGCGCCUGAAAUUAUCACUGGUAUGUAUGCAGUGUCCUUUUGAGGGCGUUCGGACUACGUCGCGUCGUAGCAUCCAUCGCGUCGAUGGCGUCGAGGGCGGUCCCACGGCCUCCUGGCCGAGUUUCUGUCGGAGUGGCUGCGAGCGCGUCUCGAGACGGCUUCACAGCCUCAGAAAGCUCGCUUCCGCCCCCACGCCAUCGCCGCGACGCUUACGACACACAGGCUGGGUCGAGUACACGAAGGCCGUCGACGUCUGGGCCGCCGGCUGCAUCUUGGCCGAAUUGCUGGGACGGAAGCCGCUCUGGCCGGGGAGCGACUCGCAACAUCAACUGGAGCUCAUCUGCCAGUGCGUCGGACGGCCGUCUAUGGACACGAUCGACAAGAUCCAGACGCCGGAGAUCCGCGAGUUCGUCGCGCAGAUCCCGGAUUCACGACCGGUCGGCUUCCGGGCGUUGUAUCCACAAGCGAACCCAUUGGCGUGCGACUUGCUCGAGGAUUUACUAGUGUUUGAGCCCUCAGAUAGAAUCGACGUCUGUCAGGCGCUGGCGCACCCCUACCUGGAGCAGCUCCACUACCCCGACGACGAGCCGACCGGGCCCUCUAUACCUGCUGAUCAAUUCGCGUUCGAGCGAAAGCGCAUGUCCGCUUCUGAAUUAAAAGCGGAGAUCCUGCGCGAGAUCUGGCACUACCACUGGCCGCGCCACGGCAAGCGCCACCGGCGCGACCCGUCGGAGCCCUUCGCCGACCUCUCGGAGACGUACGCCGCGGACUCGCGCGACUCGCCCGUCGAGCCCGCGGCGAAGCACCGGUGAUCACUGGCUGCUGCCGCCAUGCGGCCCUCUUUUGUGAAACGAAGUAACGUUACCCUGUAUG